AUGCAGAAGCAGGCGGUAGAAAACAGCUACGUGCUCGCGCCGGAGUACAAAAACAAAUUUAGGCAACCAACGGUCAAGGAGAUACUGAAGGAGAUUUUGAACGACAAGCUGCAAGGGGUCACCUACCACGCAGAAGGGUCAAAUGUGCUGGCGAAGCAGGUAUGAUAAGGUCAUGUGUGCUGUAGCAUACAUCACAGAUUGCAGGUCCCGAUUUUUUUACUAGCGUAGAGAAAUAGCAGAGAAAGCUGUUCCUGUAGUGCUGAUGAAUUAUAGAAAACCAAACAAUCCAACACCAGGUGGCAGACGAGAUAAAAGAACGACUAAGAGACGAACAGCAGGCACAGCGAUUGGAUUCACGAUACAAAAUCGUUACACAGGUAAUUACACCACUCAAACACAAACCUAUGGUUAUGAUUUGCAUCCACGAUAAUGCAAUGGCAAUUCAUGUUUAUUUGUUGUGCUUUUGCUUCAUAUCUUCUUCACACUUCUUCUUGGGACUUCAACAACCACAUCACGAGGUAUUUAUCCUGGAGCAGCGAGGGCAGGGUGUGCGGAUCGGCCACCGGGCUUUCUGGGAUGAAGAGACGGACUCUUUCGCAACGGAGAGUUUUUCAAACGAUCACAUCUUCUGCGUCGCCACCGCCUACGGAAUCUACUUUUACUAGAGGAAGGACUGGCUGUGGUUGUACAGUACGAGCGCUCUCGAUGUCUGCGGAAGGGGGAAGAUAACUGCUCAGAAGUAGUCGCACGUGACUCGCAUACUUCCGAUAGGCUGUCGAUCAAAAAUGUGAACAAUUCAAUCAUAAGCGUGGUUUUUAUUGAAGACCAUUGAUCUGAGCUUUAAGUUUAAGUUUAACUAACUUCAAAGAAUUGUGCAGCUGCCAAAGUGCCAAACGAUCAGAAAAAAAUACGCAGAGAAAAAGCAGCUGCAGUGCGCAUGCGUUUGCGUUUGCCAUGAGUAGAUAUUUCAAUAAAAGGUCGG
This is a messenger RNA of Amoebophrya sp. A120, 982 nucleotides long. NCBI's taxonomy places the organism in Eukaryota, Dinophyceae, Syndiniales, Amoebophryaceae. The record is from the annotation of a GenBank genome assembly.